Molecule: messenger RNA, 779 nt
Organism: Phoenix dactylifera (date palm)
Lineage: Eukaryota; Viridiplantae; Streptophyta; Magnoliopsida; Arecales; Arecaceae
Source: RefSeq, a predicted model, not a curated record
GCGCCCGAGCAACCGUGUUGCCCCAAGAUUCCCUGAUGAUUGAGCUCGGCUUCGGUUCUCUUCUCCAAGAAUUUUGCCCUAUCCUUCUCAAUCCUCGUUACCUGGAACACCCCUCCCUCGGCCCCUCCCGCUUCCCUCAGCUUUUUGAUGCCUUCGUUUUCUUACAGCGGGGUUUCCCAGCCACCAGAUCGUGGGUUAUUGCUGCGGCAGCGACCAGAAAUGCCCCGUCUGCGGCGGGAUCUUUAGUAAGAGUGGUAUGGGACGGCAUGACAUCGGUGGCGCUGAGGGCAUCGGUCGGACCCUCUCCGGUGGGCUCCGGGCGUGGCGGUGCCCGGACAUGGACGGCGUUAGGGUUGUUCUGGAUUCCGCGGAAAUAUGUGGCCGGAACUCGACGCGGAGUCGACUUCUUGGGGGAUUCAUUGCAAAGUAGAUGCUUCUUGCUCCGUCAACUGGUAAACUCAGAAUGAACACAUUGCAUUCCCCAAGAUUAAGGCUUAGUGCCUUUUGCCAUGGUUGCUAUCUCCCGAAGCAACAGAAGUUUGUGACUUUACCCUGAAGUCUAUAAAAGUUAAUCUGCAGUCUGAUAUGCUUUUUGCUACAAAAAAUCAAACAGCACAGCUACUGAUUUAGGACUGUAUGCACUGGUUUAUCAGUUUUGGCUGAUUGUAUUAGUUUUAAACACUAAUCAGUCACUCUUGCAUUCAAAAGUUUGUUUUCCUUGCAUAGAUGCAACAUGCUUAUUCAGUAAAUAAUAAUAAAGAUCAUGAAGUAAUUGGGAA